This is a messenger RNA of Rotaria socialis, 957 nucleotides long. Lineage: Eukaryota; Metazoa; Rotifera; Eurotatoria; Philodinida; Philodinidae. The record is from the annotation of a GenBank genome assembly.
AUGAUCAGAAUCGAUCAUGUAUUCGAUGGCAUACAAACGCUCUCGCUCAUGAGCGUGAGCUGUACACCCCUAGAACGAGCACCUAAAUCAUUACGAAAGCUGAUGCCAAUUAUUGACGAUCCGAACAAUAAAGAUGGUGAUCCAUUUCAAUGUGAUUCAACACCAAUAUUGCUCUACUUGGAUGGUCACUAUCCUCGAUCGUCCAUUUCGCUUUUCCCAUCAUCACCAAGUGAACUACGUCAACAAGUUAUUGACACAUGUUUAAGACUGGACUCGGAAUUAGGUCUUUAUGCACGUCGACUAACUUAUGUUGAAAUUCUCAACGAAAAACCAGGCGCAAUGUCAAUUCUAUUUGGUGAAAAAUUUUCAUGGGCCUAUAAUCCGGAUGAUAUUCGUUCUCGUUUUAUUAACGUUGGUCAUCAUUUAGGUACAAAUGAUUAUUUAGUUGGUGAUCGAUUCUCGGCGGCUGAUUUAACAUUUUGUUCUCUUAUCAAACCACUCGAACGAGUACCCGCUUUCAUCAAUGAUCAUCGCUUUCGAAUUGUUUUCGAAUAUCAUGAAAGAAUUCGACGAAACUACGAUCCAAAAUAUCCAAAUAUAGAUAAUUUUGUCGAAAAAAUGGCGGACAAGCAUAGGGCGCAGAAGAAACAAAAUGAAAAACGAUUUACGACCCGCCUAUGGGCAGUCGUUCAUCGAAUUAAUUUUGUUCAACGAUUUUUUAUUUGGUUUAUGACAUUGGUUGUGAGCAACGUAUAUCCACCGAUAACUGAUGAUGAAGAAAUGCCUGAAUUUCAGAGGUCAUCAUCAGACGAUAAUCGAAAACAAGAGGCACUCAAUGAUCAACGGCUAAUGAAUAACAAGUCGAUAUGGUCAAUGAUCAAGCUUAUCUUCAAAUAUCAAUGCCAUCUAUUUUUUACUAUUCCGAACCAAGCAGCCUAUUUAAACAGAAAAUCAUAG